GUUUUUCUGCAGCAAUCUUAUGCAAAAGGGGGCCGAAGAAAACCACUGACAAAAACGUUCGAUACUCUAUUUUGAAAAAUAGAAAUCAACACUAGUGUUUAGUGAUUGAACGGAGUUAUGUUCGGACGCUGGUUUAACCGCCGACAGGACCUCUUCGAGAACGAUGCAGGCCAGCUGAAUGAUGCGGCGAAGGUACCUCGUUCGCCGGAAGCUGGACACCCAUUCGCACAGCCGCCAUCUCAACUACAUCCUGCCAUAGCUUUCCAAGGACGUGAAAUUUGAAGACACAGUCAAGAUUCUCAAUAAAUUUUUUGGACAUCAAACGUCAACGUUCCGGAAGCAGUUCAUGUGUCUGCAGUUAGUGAAAUGCACAUCUGAGGAUAUUAUCAGCUACGGCGGCAACGUCAAUCGAGCCUGUGAAGAUUCUCGGUCCUAGAACCUAAAACCGGAUCAUUCCAAGCGCCUCAUUGUCGUCAGCGGAUUUAAAGCCACAAAAUAUGCGUAUGUCCGGACAAGACUACCUUUCUUGUUAGAGAAUGUCCAAUUGAUGAGUAUCAGCGCCUUGUAAACUUCAAUGAAGACGACACGAUCAUCAACAAAGCAGCGGCUCGAAAUCUACAGUUCACGCCGCCAGGGACAGGGAGAGUGCACCGUAUCAGCGAAAUUCUUCGAAGCAAGAAGGUAAGAAACCAAAGACACCAUGUUGGCCAAAUGCAUUUCGUGAAGGACUGAUUUUUCAACAACCGCGUUGGGCACAAAAAAGGAUACCGUUCCUGUUCGAAGAAGACGAAUCAAAACAUGUAGAUAUCCUGAAGGCUCCUGCUUCUUAAGAUCCACCAACUGAACAUGAAGUUCAAGAACUUCCUCCGCCACCAUUAAAAGCUCCACCACAACUUAUGGCUGAAGAACAACAACCCCUCGAUACUGCUGAACAGCCACUAGACAAUUAAAAAAAGGUUCCUGAGCAGUUAGACGAUGAAGAGCCAGAAAGCCCUGAUCGACCUAGACGGCUCGUUUCGCUGCCUUCCAGAUUCACAGGGUAUCGGCUGUUUCAAGGAGGGAGAUGUUACAUUCAGGCAACCAGUGAAAAGUUGUCCUUGACAUCAGAGUGGAACAUUUGAUUAUUGAUUGUCCAACCGAAUGGAAAUAGAUGUUCUUUAGUAAAAAGUUUUAAGUUCAUUUAAACUUUUGGACAUAUCAGUGAUCAACACUAAUUUUCAUUUUUUUAUUAACACUUGACUUAAAUUAAUUGUAAUUUAAUUUACACCAAACGUACCGUAGAAAGAUAACAAUAACAAUGUCGUUAGUUAAAAAUCAUCUUCCUUUUAUCCUGUGCAAAUCGCGUCAGCGCUAAUUCAGUAUUUUUUUCACGAUUUUUGCUAACCAUUUGCCGAUGAACACUCAGGAAGCAGAGAGCACUCAACCGCUGUUCAACCAUUGUUGACUUCAGCCAGGUUUUUACCAGACGUAAUGAGCUGAACGAGUGCAAUUUCAAUUGCUUUCUCAGUCGCAGGGAAGAAAGAACGGGUUUCAGCUAGCAAACUUCCACCUCUCCAACAAAACUGUCAGCUUUUGUAAAAAAAAUACUAAACUUUUGGUUUUGCGCUUGAACUCUCCCAACGACAGGCAGGUGCAGUAUUUUCACCGAACCGUGUAUCCAGUGCUCGGUUCCAAUACUCUAAGCUAGUUGAUGGAGGCGGAUUUGCCCAGUACUUUUUGUCCUUGGUGGAUCAACUGAAAAACCUGUGCAAUUCCACAAUCAAUUAUUUUUCAUCUGGCUGAUACUUUACACAGAUGUUUCUAUGGGCUGAGGAUGUCGUUUUGUGCUAUUAGAGUUAUUGAAAAGAGAAUUCAGCUGUGAAUACCGUGAAGAGCGCUGGCUGCAAUCAGCGCGACUAGGGUAGAGGAACCGGGGGCUUCCAUAUUGCUUUUCACAGUGCGUCCCGGAAAUUUAGAAUAACGUCAGGAAGCAAAAUACAAUCGAAACACGCCUGAGUCGAAUACUUGCCUGAGAUAACAGGCUGGAAGAUCCCCUCUGUUUCUUUGAACUCAGUACCGGGACGGCUCUGUUGGCGAGAACUCCGAUCGACGUUGCCACUAAGUUUAAAAUAAAAUCUGGCAAACGGAUAAAAUUCCUGGCAGAAUUGAAAGUGAUGACCUUUUUUUUGCUCUCGCUGGGUGUAGGUGGGUUAAGGCCAGCUACGGCCCAUCUCGCAGUAAUGACCUUUUUGCGAGACGACGCGGGUGAAAUCUGGCAAACAUCUGGAUUAUUUGCAAAUAUCUGUUUGACUGGCGCGCAAACAGAAACCUGGCAAAAUACAUAUUUAUCUGGCAUACUGGCAACGUUGACUCCAAUGAAGAACGAAGAGAUUAUCGAUUCUUGAAGAUGGUAGAACCGAGACAGAGUCAGAGGGGACUUCUACUGAACCUUGUUGCGUGCAUCCCGGUAUAACCAAAUUAGUCGCUAACUGGACGUCGAAAAUGAUGGAUCGGUCCCUGUGGCGUCUACAAGUUAGAUAAGUGGAUUCAGUGGUCCCUUCCGGGUAAUCUUCUAAUGUCUCUUUCGGUUGUGCAAUUGUGGAGGAACGUUCCGGGAUUAGCUCAGACCAACCAUAGGCGUUACUGGAGACGAAACCUGGGAUAGCAAUAGCGAUGUCGUUGAUUUAUUGGUUUCCAGCGUACCCGCGUGAAAGAGGGUACCCUCUGGCCAGGUUUCUGGAUCUAGUACCUUGGCCUUUAGGGAUGGAUCAAUUCCAAUUUUAAAGGCACGAACGUAAGAGUGCUGAAAUUCCUGUCCUUCGAAACAAGUUUGACAACGACGGGGUCGUUGUCGAUUUUGAGAUAGGCUUCGCUAUAGAUGACAUUGAUUCCGAAGAGAGGAACUGAGGCAUAUUCUUCGAACUUUUUAGAAAUUUAAAGUUUUUCCGUAACGCAUGAAGGGGGGUGGAGGAGGAUUGAAUUUGCGUUACUUAAUGUUACAUAGGUUUGGUGGAGGGUUCUAAAAUCUAGAUUUUUAGCGUUAGGUAUUUUGUGUAUGACGCCCUUCGCCAAAUUUACUCUGCAAUGGCUUUCCGAUAAAAUCUUCUCCGUUAUACAUCAACCCACCAAACUGUCCCCAACUGUGGCCGAUCGAGCGCUACUGAGCAAUUGUAAAGGGUAUGCUCAAGACGUAACGUACAGUAUUGCGAGACAAGCAAGCGUUCAAAAAGAAUCAGCAGGAAGUACAAAAAAAUGCGGUGCAGAAUUUGACGAAAGACGUCAAGUUUAAGGUACGAGAAUUCUACAGAAAUCGACAAUCCGCUUGAUUUAUUCAACGCAUUGCUAUUGAAACGAGGCUAGCUAAAACAAAUGGUUUCAUUUUUUUUUCAGUCAAUUCGUGUUAAUUUUUGUAUUUAAGCGAAAGAAUGCCAGUUGUAGCAGCGAAUUUCAAUUUCUUCAAAAUAAGCACGAGAAGAUGAUUUUUAAGUUGCUAUCACGGCCAUUUUCAAAAAUUGCACUUACUUUGAGUUUCAUUAACUUAACAUUAACAUUUCAUUGACUUACAAGAUCCAAUAAAUUUAAUCAAUUUUCUGGGCAUCAAUGAUAGGCAAAUCACAUCGUAUUAAAUGAGAAACCUUUCAAUUAUGUUAUUGAAUUCCGUUCGUAAACUAUGGAUGAGACAAUAAAUUCCUCCAACAAAAGUUAAAAGAGCGUUUGAGACUAAACCUCAAACUAUUGGUAAAAUGCGACCGUACAAGGGUUUGAAUCGCCCUCUCCUUUCAAAGUUGAUUUCACUUAGUGGUACAAAAUGAUAAAAGACUCUUUUCCUUCUAUUACUGACAAAAAUAAACUUUCAAUUAACGUCAACUUAGUGUAGAGAUAACGGUUCAACAGCAAGGUAUAAUUUUUUUUAACUAUUGAUAAUUAUAAUUAUAAUCAGUCUUUUAUGUCUAUUUUGUUAUGUUCAAAUCGUAAAGGCUAGUCAAUUUAUUUGAACACUCGAACUAACAAACAAUGAAUCUCUCCAGUCGCUAGGAGACAAAUCAGUUCCACAGGUGCAAAUAAUGCGCAAACGCGUGUUUUUAACCGUUAUGUACUCGGCAGGGUACCCGGGUACCUUUUCAGACUUUAUUGCUUUAAAAAACAAGGAUAACCUCAACUCAGCCAGCUGAAACUUAUGGAAUGUUCCUAACUAGUGGAAAUAAACCAUUUCCCAUCACCAGAUGGGUAAGGUUUCGAAUUUUUUUUACCCCAUAAGUACUCGGCAGGGUACCCGGGUACCCACAAAAUGAAAUGUUUCUUGCUUUUUCAUUUCUUGACCGAUUUUUGAUCCUGGCCAGUCGAAAGAUUGGAAAAUCUGUCUACUUUUAGAAUCUCAGACCGACAUGAACCUGUGACCACAUCUGGCUCCUGUAAAUCCGGAUCUACGGGAGUAUGUUCCGGUGAGACAAAUUAGUACAAUUGUCUCUAAAACCGAACAAAAUUGGUAUCAAUAUUCAUUAAAUCACUCCAGGAGUUGAUUUUCAUUCAUUUUGAGUCCAUUUGAUAAGUUGUCCGAAAUGGCCAUUUCGGAGCGAACUCCCGACCUUGAAGAUGGUCUCGAAGAUCCGGAUUCACGGGAACCAUUUAAGAGCCAAUGGGUCUUUCGGCCCCAUAUACUGAAAAUAGACAAAUUUUUCAAUCUUUUGACGGGUCAAGAUCGAAAAUCGGUCAAGAAUUGAGGAAGUAAGAAGCAUUUCAUUUUGGUGGGUACCCGGGUACCCUGCCGUGUACUUACGUGUGUUAAAAUUGCCGAGUACAUAACGGUUAAACAAACUUCCGAUUGUAAAAUGCGCCGUGCUAGAUUUUCCAUGCACACGACUCGAGCGAGACAGCGUUGCGCACCGUCGUCGGUCGCCCGUCGCCGCGCGCCAAAGUGAUGUGUUGUGGACAGGAAAAAUUGUGUGUGAUAUGGGCGGCAAAGAAAAUAUUUCGCCCACCAGUUAUUCUUCGCUGCCAACCUUUCGACUGCAGGCAGUAGUCAGGUACCUACAUUCGAUUGCCACAUUCAGUCCAGUCGAAAGCGCGGUCGGAGAUGGCACAGUUUGGUGAAAAUUGUGAGAUUUCGAAAUCAGAAGAAUUGGGUAGAUUUUUAAUUGCAAAACGCGAUCUCACUCGUGGACAACUUGUGUUCGUAGAUCAACCGUUCGUUACUGGACCUUACUGGGAUUCGGAGAUCAGUUGCCUGAGUUGUUUCCGGAGUUCUUGUACAAUUUGCAGGCAAUGCAGAAGAGCACCACUCUGCUUCGAAUGCGUGGGCCACAACGAAAACGAGUGCAACUUCUACCGAAACUCAAACCUAGAUGUAAAUUUUUUGUUCAAUCAUUUUAAUGUUGUGACUGUGGUGCGAUGCUUGCUACUGUAUGAAAACAAUCGCACACAAUUCGAUGAAAUGAUACAAAUGGAAGCGCAUCUGGAGCAGCGUCGAGGAUCGGAAAUUUGGAAUAUCCAUGAGAAGUGUGUCGUGAAACCGUUGCUAGAAAGUUGUGCUUUUCGGAAAUAUACUGAACUCGGUCUGACCGGAGACUUGAUUCAACGAAUCUGCGGAAUCCUGGAUGUCAAUGCCUUCGAAAUCAGAGGAUAUGUGGAUAGUCAGGGCGUAAAUUACCCGGCUCGUGGUCUGUACCCGAAGACAGCGUUGAUGACGCACAAUUGCGUGACUAACACCCUAAUUUCGGUGGACGGACAACACAAUGUUAAAGUGUAUGCAACUGUUCCCAUUUCCAGUGGAGAAUUGUUGUACUACAACUACACGAGAUGUUUGUUUGGAACGUUCGAACGUCGUGCCCAUUUGCGUAGAGGAAAAUAUUUUCUAUGUUCCUGUGCACGUUGCAGUGAUCCAACCGAACUGGGGUCACAUCUAAGCUCGGUUCAAUGUACAGCAUGUGCGGAUGGCCUCUGCUCGUACUAUGCUAAUGAGCUGAAAUGGAUAUGCUGUAAAUGUGGCAAUCAAUUAGAUCGCGACUACGUGAAGCAAAUAUUUACAUCGGCAAGGAACGAUGCGAUGAGUUGUUCCUCUGAUAUCAAUGAGCUGGAAAACAUAAUCAACAAGCACUCGAAAACGCUGAAUCCCCAUAACUCUUUGGUACUGGAAAUGAAACAAACACUAGCCGGAGAACUGCGUAAUCUCUGCCUAUCGUCUGAUCCAGCUGACAUCGCCGCGCACACCCUCGAGCGCAAACUUGAGUUAUGUGGAGAAAUGUUACAGAUUCUACGAGAGCUGGAGCCGGGUAUUUCUCGGCUCACCGGAAUUGCUCUUUACGAGUACAAUGUGGCGCUGUGGCAUCUCUGCCGAAAGAAUUUCGAGUCCAAAUUGAUUUCAUGUGCUGAUUUAUUGCGCAAACUCGGAGAGGCAGAAAACGGUCUAAGGGAAUCAAUUGGUAUGCUGCUGUUUGAUCAUCCAACAACACCAGAGGGUCAGCUCAGCAAGCGGGCCAUGAGUGAACUGAAGGAAUUACGUGGGGAAUUAUCACAACUGAAGGCUUUGACCGAAGAUGCGAACACAGCAAAACCCAACCGUAGUAAGAAGAAAACUUCAAAACAUAAAUAACUCGAAAUAAUUGUUUGGAAUUAAGAAUAAAGUGUAUAUUAUAACAAAGAUUUCAAAAUACUUCGAAUCUUAAGAAGAAGUUUUCCACGAUUUUCGCAUUCCGGAGGUCUACAGUAAACACAGUGCUCUAGUAGCUGGCGGAUGUGGCUUUGCUCGGCUUGAUCAGCUACGUUGUGUAGAAAGCCAGCGCUGCUGUCCCCAUAAAAAUCCUCUAAAAAUAACUUCAAUUACACGAUUAGAGUACAUUUCGACUAUUAACAAUUUUUAAUUUACCUGACAAAUUGAAAAUAAAUUAAUAUCGCUGUUGUGAUAGGAGCAGAUCUCCUCCUGCACAUAGGCAAAGCAUCCAUCACAAUCAAUUAGAGUAUGCAUUAUUUCCGUAUUAUUUCUACCUAAUCUCUCACUUUGGUUAUCCAGUAUUAUCACGUUGUUCAGAUCGACGAAGGACACUUUAAUAGCACCAUCGGGUUGUAUUUUCACGACGAUAUUGUCCGGGUUUAGGUCAGUAAGGUACAGCCUGUCAAAUGGAAUUAUGUAGGUAUACUAAAGUAAUGUACAUUCUAUUGCGAAUUACCGGAAUCCAUCGAGCUCUACGUUAAAGGCCAUCAUGGCGUUAAUCAGUUCAAUGGCGACUAAAACUCUAGUUUCGAACAGUCCGUUGUAGAAACUGCUCAGGGCUUCACCAUCGAAGCUUUCAACUAGCGUGAAGCCUGCUUGGAAAAUAAAUUUCGGUACUGGGGCUCCGUGACUGUUUGCUAACUGGAAAAAUAUGUUCGAAAUAUUGUCAUUGUGUUGUGCUAAGUAGUGUUGAGAGAGAUCUGAUCUCUCAGAUUUCAGCUGAAUAUUCUGUGUUCGGUGAUGUCGGUAGUUAAAAAAACUUUUUAAACAUGUUCAAACUCUGAAAUCUAAGAGAUUGUUGUCAACUCUAUAUUUUACCUUUAAAGCAAGUGACUGUACAUUAGUUCGCAUCAGAAUCAUCUUAACAGCGUCUGUCAAAUCACUAAAUUUCCUCAGAAAUCUUUCCAACGCUCGAUCAUCACCUAACGGACAAAUGAUGGCUCCCUCGUAUAAAUCUCUGUCCAAAAUCUGUCG
This is a messenger RNA of Wyeomyia smithii (pitcher-plant mosquito), 7660 nucleotides long. Its product is annotated as SET domain-containing protein SmydA-8-like. The transcript has 7 exons. NCBI's taxonomy places the organism in Eukaryota, Metazoa, Arthropoda, Insecta, Diptera, Culicidae. Gene Ontology annotation, molecular function: protein binding. Bases 5054 to 6568 code for a protein of 504 amino acids. The record is from RefSeq and is a predicted model, not a curated record.